Messenger RNA from Trichoplax adhaerens, 2079 nucleotides. RefSeq lists its product as uncharacterized. Lineage: Eukaryota; Metazoa; Placozoa; Uniplacotomia; Trichoplacea; Trichoplacidae. The coding region runs from base 1 to 2079 and encodes 692 amino acids. The transcript is spliced from 24 exons. Gene Ontology annotation, biological process: maturation of SSU-rRNA from tricistronic rRNA transcript (SSU-rRNA, 5.8S rRNA, LSU-rRNA). Gene Ontology annotation, cellular component: small-subunit processome; nucleolus. The record is from RefSeq and is a predicted model, not a curated record.
AUGUGUCACUGCCAUAUACAUGAUACAGUACUGUACGUCAACGGUGAAGUUUUUCAUACUGGCACUACUAUAGCAAAAAGUGAAGAGGCUUGUAAUCACGAUUCUGAUUUCAUAAAUAGUUUCUGGGAUGUGCAACGAGUGCCAGCGCCCAAGUUGAUUGGCAUAUGGGCAAGGCGGUCAUUGUUUGAAGCAUUUCGAAUGACACGGAACCACGGACUCCAUCCUGCACACGCUCUCUCCCAGUACGAUACAACCACUGGUCUAUCAAUACAAUACGCUCAGAUAACUGGUACCGUACCGGAACAAGACGUCAGUGAAAAAGGCUGCCAGCCCCCGCCAGUUGUUAUUAACAAAAACUGUCAUUGCUGUUGGAGACGUGUCGACGAGUUUUUUACACCUGAAAUGGGACGAAAAAAGCGGCAUGCCAAAUUAAAACGAAAUAUCGACGAAGAAGAAGAACACAGUGAUGAUCAACAAUUGACUGAUCCCGAUGCGGUGAGACGUUUAUUGAAAUCCUUGGACAGGCCUGUAGUUAAUGUUAGUAAUUUGAUAGGCCAUACCGAUUGUAAAAAAAAUCUAAGACAGUAUGAUUUUAAUGACACUCGUAAAGUACUAUUGCGCCUGUCUCGAAGAUUUGUGAUUAUUUUCCGAGUUCGUAGUUUGGAUACUAUAUGCAUCACGGAGGACGACAAUUAUUAUUAUAAUGAGGCCGAACAAUACUAUAAUAAAGAAAAGAUCCCUUUAAACGCCGAUGAUAGCAAUGAUGAAAACUUUUCUGAUCAAGACGAGGAUUUGGACAUGGAUGGGUUAGAGUCAGAUGAAGAUUCUGAUGAAAGUGUUUCUGUCGAUGGUAAAAGCAAAGAUGAAGAUGCAGCUGCAGAAGAGACAGCAAAUAAUAAGGCCUGGGGCAAUAAAAAGAAACCGUUUUAUCAUUUUGAUGACGAAGAUAAUCUUGAUGAAUCGAAUGAAGAAGAAUUAGCGGAAGAUGAAGAAAGAGAAGCUAUGCUAUUUCAAGAGCAGCAGAAUCAAGGCCUGGCGGAGGAGGAUUUUGAACUAUCGGAUCUUUUGAGCAUCGCAAGAGAAAAGGUUGCCCAAGCGGCUGAAGAAGAAAAGCGUCAAAUAGAUUUCCUGGAGAGAAUUCCCAGAGAUAUCUCAAAGCUAUCCCCUAAAGAGCAACUGGAAAUUUUAGUUAAGGAUGCUCCGGAAAUAAUGACCUUAAUUGAAGACUAUAAAGAAAAGAUGGAAGAGAUUGGUCGCACUUUACAUCCUUUAAUUCAGUUUGCAAAGUGUAAAGGGCUAUUAUCGAGUCAGGGUAUCAGUUAUCUUGAAACGAAAUAUCAGCUAUUACUUAACUACUGCGUCAAUGUCAGUUUGUAUUUAGCUAUGGCAGCUCAUGAAUCGAACUCAGAAUUUGAUGUCUCUCUUCAUGAGCAUCCAAUUAUAUCAACUUUGUUAGAAUAUAGACAUUUAAUUGCUGAGAUGCAUCCUUUGGAUCGAGCUGUUGCUUCGGAAAUGGAAUGUUUGCUGGAAGAGUAUGAGAAACUUAACGUUAAUGAUAUCGCAGAUAAAGGCGUUUUGGAAAAGAAAAGAAAAUUAGAAAAACGACAGCAGAAAUCGAAAAAAUUGAUGGUUGAGAAGAAUAUAGUUAGAGAACCACCGGUAAAUUACGCUACUUCAGAAGUACCAAGUAGAUCGCGAAAAAAUGUAUCCGAGGAAAGUGUUAACCAAUAUAUUGAAAGUGUCUUAUCUAAGAACAAACUAAGGAAGACUAGGAAAGAUUCUAUGGGAUUGAGCGCUGAUUCCGAUGAUGCGACAAAUGUCUUAGCCAAUGGUUUCUCCGAUGAUACUAUUGAUGGCAAACGGGCGAUUAACUAUCAAAUUUCAAAAAAUAAGGGACUAACUCCAAGACGCAAAAAGGAAAACAGAAAUGCGCGUGUAAAGUAUCGUAAUAAAUUCAUUAAGGCGCAAAAGAAAAGAGUUAGCCAGGGUGUUCGCACCGUUCGUUCAGCAAAUGAUAAUUAUAUUGGUGAAUACACUGGUAUUCGAAGCGACAUUAUACGAAGUGUGAAGAUAAACUAA